Molecule: messenger RNA, 3934 nt
Organism: Pristis pectinata (smalltooth sawfish)
Lineage: Eukaryota; Metazoa; Chordata; Chondrichthyes; Rhinopristiformes; Pristidae
Exons: 3
Coding region: 102-455 (117 amino acids)
Source: RefSeq, a predicted model, not a curated record
GAGGCGCGGCCCCGCCUCUCAGGCGCGCGCCCCCGCCCCGCUCCGCCCCCUCCCCCCGGCCUGAGGGCAGCGCAGACGCAGCGAGCAGCAGCUGGGGUUAGAUGUUAUCAGACGGCAGGAAGCGAAGACGGAGCUGUAAAGAUGAGGAAAGCCAGCCUGUCCCACCACCAAAACGUCUCAGCAACAAUACUUUGUUGCAGGAUCUACCAAGAGACAGCUGGGACUGCGAGUCCUCAAGCAGUGACAGCAGCAGCAUUGUCAGUAGUCCUGACAGACUGAAUGGACACUUACCAGCUGAAGCCAAUUUAAACUGGACCAAGCCAGGCAACAGCUCAACUAUGCUUCAAUUUUCUGAUUCCAUUGAACAGUCUACACAAGGCCCAUACUUGCAAAUCAAUCAGAUCCUGAAAGAGGCACACUUCUAUAGCUUGCAUCAGCGUGGACAUCAAACGUGACCAGACUGGGACUGUGUGCCUUCAAUGAAGGACGGGAACUGUAAAUGUAAUUUUUUUGCAGUGGAUGUUUGUACUUAGAUGAUUUAAAUUGCACAAUCUUUUCCCUUUUUGCUCCAUUUGGUUUUAAAAAAAAAGUACCAUCUCUUCAAAUGCCCUUGGAUGUAUGUAAUAUCAAAAUUGUGGGGACUAUAACAGCACAACUGUAGCCUUGAUUGCUUCAUUUACCCUGUCUGGCACAAAUCUGACUCACUAAAUCUAUUCUCUGUAGAAUUAGUCAACAUUUAAGCAAAGUCCUCCCAAUAAUAAUGCAUCAAGUUGUUGGAAUUGUUUUAUAAUGAAGAAACAAUGAGAAGGUGUUUAUAUUUCAUACACUGUAGAUUCGACUUGAUCAAAGAAAUGGUUUUGUAUUUCCACUGCAUUUUAAAAAAAAUGAAUCUGCUUUAAAGCCAGAUUGAAGGUUUUAAAAAAAAAUGUGAGAUGCACUAGGAUUGCAAUGUUACUUUAUAACUCCUGGAGCCCAUAAAGUGCAAGUAGUAAACUAGAGUUUCCUAUUUAGGCUAGUACAAAAGAUUUGAUCUGGGAUCCUGUGUAACCAAAAAAAAAUUCAAAAUGGUUCUAUUAAUCCGAGGCUAUAUAAUUCUUCAUAUGGUUGAGAAUGCAUUUGGAAAAACAUCCUAAACUGCAUUAAAGCAGAACAAGUAUGCUUAAAAAAAAAUCUUUAAAUUCUGGCUACAGUUAUAAACCGUUCUCAGAGAUGUAAGUUUUAGCUUUAACAUGCAAAUGCAAUUGAUGGCUCAGUGAGAAAACUGAGAACAACUUACUCUGCCAGUUCAGAGGUUUGAGGUUUGAUUCCCUAGUUUCUGUUAUUAAUUGGCCUUGGUUGCAAACAGUGGAAUGGGUUUUACUGACUAUCCAUGCCAGAUGUGUUCAGGCAAAUCAAAGCAUGAAGCUCAGCAACAGUGAAUUGUGUGGUCAAAAAACUGCUGACAGCUUUCAUAAGAGAAGGUACCUAACAAGAGUCACAACUUGAGGGCAAUAGGAAAAUAUAGUUGUCGAAGUUACUAAAAUGUUGUGUUUGGGUAAAAGUAUUACACAGGUAUUAGACAAUGACACACUUAAUGACAUUCCUAUUUUUAUGUGAAAGCCUCAGGGUGCACCUGCCUGAAUCUUAAUUUGGAAUGGAGCUGUGCAUUUGUUUUUUGUCAGGGAUUUUUUUUUAAUUUGUUGUAGGAUCUGAAAUUUUAUUUUAUUUGUAAGACUAAAGUUACCAAAUUUAUCCUUCAGAAAUGAGUGCAAAAUUAUUGUAACGAUUUUUGCUCAAUAAAAUUUAAUAAGAUCAUUUGAAAUACUAUCAAGAACACAGUGAUAUGGAAGUCCAGAGUAUGUGAACAUUAGCUUUGACACUAAGUAGCCAUGAGAUCAGGUAUUGAUGCACAGCACUCUGUGCGGUUUUUAUUUAUUAUUUACAUCCUUUUUGUUUAAUUUGUCACUUGCAUUGAAGAUCAGGUUCAUCUUGGAGCAGUUCAGAAUAUUAUAGCAUUAGAUUCUGGACGGCUUGCUCUUAAGAUGUUUUAAAUAACUUUUACUUAUGACCAGUGACUUAUUGAUCAGUAAAUGCAUUAAUUUGUCCUUCAGGAUUCAUGGGCUCUGCAGUUUAAUUGCACUCUUAUUUUUCAAUAAAUCACUGAUGAAUUUGAAUUGGGAACAAAUGACUACAUUUUAAAGUGCAGCACUUUGUCUCCAAUGAGUACAUAUGUUGAUAAUGACCAAGAAAUUGGUCUGCUGGAUGAGGAAAAUUGCUACCUGAUACCAAUUUUAGUUUAUGUAAGUUAGAGUUUCUUCUCAUGGCAGAACUUGGAGUAUCGCAGUUGAUUUUCUUUUAACAUCUGGGACAGUAUUACAACAAGCAUCUCACUGAGAUCCACAAUCACAACAUAAUUUCAAGGAUGAAAUGGUGCAGUAUGAUGCAUCCUGAAGUCAUUGGUCUGGUUCUAUGCUUGCAGUUACCUGUUUACAAUCAUACCAUUGGGUAGUUGAGGCAGCACAUUCGAGAGGCAGCAAGUUAAAAAAGUAAUGUAGAAAAUAGUUCUUUUAAAAAUAAGUGAAGAGCCAUUACAUUUGUCUUUAAAUAUGUUUAAUAUUUUUUGUCAUAAAGCAGCAUGUCCAACAUUGCCAGUUAACUCAUCAAUAAAUCUCAGUAGAACAAUAUGUGGAGGACCACAAAUGGAAAGGAAACAGAAUGCUGACCACUGUACCUCAAAUGUGGUGUUUACAACUUUUGACAUCAGCUCCUGGUAAAUAAUAAAGUAGUAGGCAGAUCUAACUUGGCUUGCAUACAGUAACCACUUUAGGAUUUUUAAUUUUAACCAGUAGUAGUUUGGGGAUUUUUUUUUGUUUGCCCUCAUACAUACAACAUACAAAUAAGUGGAUUUGCACAGGUUAGAGUUCAAUUUUAGUGUUUUGAAUUAAAAAUAGGUAUUUGGGACAUUUAAGCUGUAACAAAAAUCAUGGCUGUUCAAGAUCUUGAGCAUACUGGCAAAGCCUAUUGUAGAAAAUACAAUUUUUUUUAGAGAAAUCCAUUUCUUGCUUUCAACAAUUUUGAAAUAAAAUUUAUUUUACUUAAAUUUUUUAUGCCUCUGUCUUUGAUUUCAGAGUUAUUGAAAGCACUGCCAGUUUUAUUAUACUGUCCUUUUUAACAUGUUUACCUUUGAGAUUGCCUUGGUUCUGUACUUUGGGGAAACUUAGUUCCAACCCAUAGCAAAUCGCUAUGCUUGCUUUAUUUUAGUUUUAUAGCUCAUUUUGUUCCUCAGAGUUUGAAGCGGUCUUCUGGCAAUAUUUAGAUAUGAUCUUAGAUACAUUAAGACUUGGGAUAUCAAAAAAGUUUCCUUAUGAAAGUUCAAGAAUUUAGCUAUAUGUUGAUCUUCAAUGUGACAUCAUAGAGAAAAAGAUACUUAGUUCAUGUCAUGAACUAAAUCAAGAUGUGGUUCUGGCUCAAAGGGAAGAAAGAAACCAAAGUGGUGAAUGUUAUCUAUGUGAUGCCUUGUGCUCUCUGAUAGUUGGCCGAAGAACCAAUUAAAGGAUUUAAUAGCUGAGGUAUGAUGUCUGAUAAGAUUGAAUUCCAGGAAUAACGUGGGUAUGAAUAUUAUAUAAAUGUUACUGAGAACAUCUUCAGAAAUUAGUUUGAGUGUUGAAAUUUGAGUAUUGUUCUCAUCUGUGGAUAUGGGUUUUAGGACAGUGCAUUUUGCUAUUAUAUUCUAUGGUUGUAAGGAAAAAGAUUGAUAUUCACUGUUCACCUAAAAAGAUCUUUUAUUGCAUUUUGUGUCCCUAUCAGGGGUUCCAUGGCAUUUACUUUUUGAAGAAUAGUCACAAAACUGAACAUCUACAAUCUCCCACAAACAAAAUGUAAUAAUGAGCCAAUUAUCUGCUUAAGUGAUGUUGAUUGAGGGAAUAAGACAGUGGAUACAACAGCAGGGAUAAAC